UUUGAGAGCCAAAGUGAUAGCAAUGAAUAGUGUGAAGGCAAAUACCCUCGUGCAUUUAUACAAGCAGCUGAAAACUAUCUGGAGUCCACCAGCAGUGCCAGCACGACUCUGCAGCCUGGCCCCCUGCACUCAUAAAAAGAGGAAUGAUGCAUUGCAUCCACUUUGGCAGAGUCCGCUUACAAUUCCUGGGGGCACCCGACAGUCUCCUAUCAAUAUCCAGUGGAGAGACAGUGUUUAUGACCCCGUUCUGAAGCCUCUGAAAAUCAGCUAUGACCCAACAACGUGUCUUCACAUCUGGAACAAUGGAUAUUCAUUCCUGGUUGAGUUUGAUGAUUCUACUGAUAGAUCAGUAAUCGUUGGAGGUCCCUUGGAAAACCAAUACAGGCUAAAGCAGUUCCACUUCCAUUGGGGAGCUAUAAACGAGUGGGGUUCAGAGCACACAGUUGACAGUAAAUUUUACCCUGCGGAGUUGCAUUUAGUACACUGGAAUGCUGUUGUGUACCCAACUUUUGAAGAAGCUGUAAUGGAAGGUAACGGCUUGGCUGUUAUUGGAGUGUUUUUAAAGCUAGGAGCACAUCAUGAAGGGCUGCAGACACUGGUUGAUGCCUUGCCGGCAGUUAAACACAAGGAUGCUGUUAUCGAGUUUGAUGUCUUUGAUCCCUCCUGUUUGAUACCUUCAUGCCCUGAUUAUUGGACCUAUGCAGGCUCUUUGACGACUCCCCCACUUACUGAAUCAGUCACAUGGAUUAUUAAGAAGAAGCCAAUAGAAGUUGAUGAGAAUCAGCUGGAGGCAUUUCGGAUGCUGCUCUUUACUUCAGAUGGUGAAGAAGAAAAGAGAAUGGUAGACAACUUUCGCCCUCUUCAGCCAUUAAUGAACCGAACCGUCCGUUCAUCCUUCCAAAGCAGGCAUCUCUUGAAUACUGAAGUACAGCCCAAGGACCAUGCUGAGCAGAUCAGGCCAUAGAGGGCCCAUGAAAUGUCAGUCCAGACUGCAAUACCUGGAUAUAAUUGAUGUUAGUUUUAAAUUAUUUUUCCUUUUUCUGCAGUGUGUAUAUGCCAUACAGUUUCACAGCCAGCCAGUUUCAGUUCUGCUAAGUGCCAUUUGACCUUCAGUAGAGA
Molecule: messenger RNA, 1119 nt
Organism: Haliaeetus leucocephalus (bald eagle)
Lineage: Eukaryota; Metazoa; Chordata; Aves; Accipitriformes; Accipitridae
Gene: CA5A
Product: carbonic anhydrase VA, mitochondrial
Exons: 7
Coding region: 23-964 (313 amino acids)
Cellular component (GO): cytoplasm; mitochondrion
Molecular function (GO): zinc ion binding; carbonate dehydratase activity
Source: RefSeq, a predicted model, not a curated record